Fusarium vanettenii 77-13-4 is the source of this 984-nucleotide messenger RNA. RefSeq lists its product as uncharacterized. The record is from RefSeq and is a predicted model, not a curated record. The annotation marks the transcript as partial. Lineage: Eukaryota; Fungi; Ascomycota; Sordariomycetes; Hypocreales; Nectriaceae. The transcript has a single exon.
CUCGCCAUGGCUGCCACAGGAGAGACGGGUCCCAUCACGGCGCCGCUGGCCAUCAACAUGGUCAUCGCGGGCUUCUUCGCCGUGGCCUGCUACAACUGCGUCGAGAUCCUCAUCUCCUUGCUGAACCGCUUCAAACGCCACGAGGGCCUCUACUUCUGGAGCAUGCUCACCGCCACCCUGGGCAUCGCCCUGCACUCCAUAGUAGUCCUGCUGCGCUACUACAGCCUCGGCCCCAAUUUCCCGCUCUGCGUCUUGACCUGUAUCGGAUGGUAUGGCAUGGUCACGGGCCAAUCUGUCGUUCUCUACUCGCGACUUCACCUCAUCGUCGACGACAAGACAAAGACGCGCUGGGUUCUCGGCAUGAUUAUUACCAAUUUCUUUAUUCUUCACGUACCCGUCACCGUUUUAUUCCUCGGCAGCAACACCAAGGAUUCUCACCGCUACCUGGCCGCCUUUAAUAUCUACGAGCGCAUCCAACUCGCAGGCUUCUUCCUCCAGGAAUCCAUCAUCUCAGGUUUUUAUAUCUGGGAAACCGCACGGGGCCUCAAGCCCAUUUUUGUCAUCAAAAAAGCCCUGGAGCGCAAAAUCAUCAGGAACCUCAUAAUCGUCAACAUUCUCGUCAUCCUUCUCGACAUAAGCCUGCUCAUUACCCAGUACCUCAGCCACUUCCAGAUCCAGACGACAUACAAGCCCGUGGUCUACAGCAUCAAGUUGAAGAUGGAGUUUGUCGUGCUGAACAAGCUGCUGCUGCUCGUGCAGCACAAAGACUGCAAUUGCAUGCAUAUGAAUGCUGAUUCCGGAGGUAUCGCUGCCAUUGAUGACGACAUCCAGUUGCAUCCAGUUCCAGAAGCCGCCAAUAAUGUGUCGUCAAGGACAAACAAUCGUGGCCAGCCAAGGACUUCUCCAUUCAACUUGUUUCACAUGUCGGAUCCUUACUGUAUGUUUGCGAGUCCAUGCUUUUUCUUGCUGAUGUUGAGACCCUGA